AAUGCGCAAUUAUUAGCGCGUUAUGCAGUAUACACUAGGCGAUCGCUAAUUAAAAACUCUGUUUUGUCAUAGAAGCGCCUAUUAAUUCAAAAUCGACCGACUCGCACCCCUAGUUAAUUCCAUUUAUAACUUUUUCUUUCUUCAUACAGCCUUUUAUGUCACCUCGAGGCUAUGGUCCACGAGGCCCUCCCGGUCCAGUAAGGAUGCCAGGAAGUCAACCGGGAGUUGAUUUCGUUCAAGGUAAUAAUAAUUUUGUUAUACGAAGACAACAAGAUUUAUGAAAUUUGAAAGAGAGUAAUGAUUUCUCUAUAUUAGCUUCAUUAAGAAACAACGAACGCGUUGCCAAUUCUUUGAUAAGACUUUUUGCACGUAUUCGUACGUACACACCCAUUUGAACGUCGUUCGUACGCGACAGCGUAUAAUAAAAAGCGAAGCGCACUUAUGCCUUCGGGCAUCUUCUAUGUAUAUGUAUAUAACUUUGUUCAAAUUAUCAUACUAAAACGCUUUCUUUUCCUUGAAUAUGAAAGAUAAAAUAUUUAUUUUUGUCAGGUCCCAUGAUGCAACGAAUGAGCACACCACCUGGAAGAAUGCCUAUGGCACCUGGUGCACCAAUGACACCAGGCUUUGGAAUGAGAGGCCUGCCACCAACUUCUAUGGGUCCAGGUAGCGUAGGAGGAGUACCUAUGGGCCAUCAAGGAAAUCGGCCUUGGCCGCCCAAUUCGUCUAUGGGCUACGGUUCAGCGUCUCCAGCUGGUUUCAAUGGCCCUCCACCGACCGGUCCUGGGGGACCAGGAACUCCUAUUAUGCCAAGUCCCGGUCACGAUUCCACAAACAGCGGUGACAUAGCCUACAUGAGAGCUAAUAGUCUUGGCGCGCCUGCAGCAAUGUCAACAUUCGGCGGAAUGGGCAACGAAGGAGGAAUGGGAGGGCCAAUGCCAGGCCCCGAUGGCGUUCCACCUAUGAUGAAUGGCGAAAAUAUGGAGAUGAAAAAUUCACCGGCAAACGGAGGACCAGCAACGCCGAGAGACGACAGCCUUCCCCCUUCCUCUCAAUCAGACUACAACUUACCUUCUUAUCCGGAUAAUAUGCCGUCAAAUGAUUCGACUGAAGCUUCUGCCAUACUUAAAAUCAAGGAAACAAUGCAAGAAGAAGCAAAACGUUUCGAAAAAGACACACCAGAUGGCGCUAGUCAACCGACUUCAACAGCUGCUCCUCCUGGCGGUCCAGGAGUUCUUUCGCUUAAAUGGAAUACUUUUCGAAGCAUCCUAUCUGCUAUUGGCGAUGGUUUAAAAGCUCUUGGUGAAUAUUCGGAUGAAGGUAGUAAGUUUCUAUUUGGUGAAAAAUACAAACUACAUUCAUUCGCUAUGGAGGUUAUGCCUCGGAUGAUAUUUUUUAACGGCCUUAGCAAAGUGUUGGAGCGUAUAGGGUUUCUACAAUGGGGUGUAUCUAAAGUUGGUGCACUUUUACACCAUCUCCUUAGUACGACUGCCGGCGAAUCAUUUUUGGCUGGUGCAAAUAUUUUUCUAGGCCCUGAGAAUUCAAUUCAACUUGUUCAGCCGAUGAUAGCUAAAAUGAGUAGAUCUGAGAUUCAUACGGUAAUGUCUUGUGGUUUGGCUGCGAUCGACGCUGGAAUGGUAGCUGUAUACGUCAAUAUAGGAAUCAGUGGUCGACAUUUGAUAACGGCUUCUUUACUGUCAGCUCCCGCCGCAUUGGGUCUAUCAAAAUUAUUAAUUGGCCCAGAUAUUAUCAAUUCAUCGACUUUAGAAUAUCAGAAACCGGAACGUUGUUCAAUAACAGAAACAUUUAGGAGAGGAGCUGCUGAAGCAGUGAAAAUGAUUUGUCGUAUUCUGGCAACCCUUAUGGCAUUUAUUGCUCUUGUGUCUUUCAUAAAUUCAUUUUUUGCUUGGAUGUCAGGACGAGUUGGAUUAUCUAAUUUUACAUUACAAAAGGCAUCAUCUUACAUCCUAUAUCCUUUAAUUUAUUUAAGUGGCAUUGAUCGGAGCGAUUGUCUUCUUGUUGGAGAGCUUUUUGCGACAAAAACGUUUAUCAAUGAAUUUGUUGCUUAUACGGACUUGAAAAAAUUGAUAGAUAACAGAUUAAAUGGUUUAAAACCAUCUAUUUCUGAACGGUCAGAGUCUCUAGCUACUUUCGCUUUGUGUGGUUUUUCUAACUUUGGAACUCUGGGAACUAACGUCGGAUUCCUUUGUGCUAUCGCUCCCCACAAAACGGCCCAAAUUACCGGUGUUGCAGUGAGAGCUUUCAUAGCUGGAAAUUUCGCUUGUUUAUUAACUGCAGCCGUUGCCGGUCUAGUUAUCUGA
This is a messenger RNA of Dimorphilus gyrociliatus, 2318 nucleotides long. The record is from the annotation of a GenBank genome assembly. Lineage: Eukaryota; Metazoa; Annelida; Polychaeta; Dinophilidae.